UGUGUGUUCCUCGUGACCAUACCGUCCAUACGGCACUGCCAGUGCCAGUUGCCCUCUACUUAUCAAGGAGUUAGUCAGAUUAACAUCGAUCAAUGUGAAAAGCUAAUUCCACCUAUGUGCUAUAGUUUCGCAGUCACAUGUACUCUUUUAUUUGAUUGAUAUACACCUCAGCAGCAGUCACACUAGAAACAGAAAGGUGAGAGUAGUUAGUGAGCCUUGCGUGAGUGACGACUGACGAGAUGUAUCCAUUAGUUGUGUGAUACAACUAUUCUACAAAUUGUCUGCUUAGCACAGUAGGGUUUGGGUGGGCUAAGGAUCGCAAAAUGUUGGGUUAGGCUUAGGUAGAAUAGUUUAUGUUGGGUGAGGGCAGUUGGUUUAGGAAACCCACGAAAACAAUAUUUCAGUGUUCCUUGGCAAGACGGAUAUUUUCUCAAUAUUAACUAGGGUGGGCGGAGCUGUGAGUCACCACGUGCCUCUGUCGGCGCCCCAUCGAGUAACUUAACUCACCCGCUCUUCGAGCUCUGAUUAGUCCGAUAUUGUUUACUUGUGGGCUGUGGAGGCCGAUGGGCAAGCAUUGCGUAGGUCGUGGCAGGCAUAGGCAUCGCUUCCAAUUGGUCUCAUUAGGAGAGAACACCGCUAAUAAUCUCUUCAUGCAACCUUGAUCUCAAUCGGAUAAUUUAAUGAAGUUUUGUCUGGGAGUUCGGCAAGUAAGUUUUCCCACUGUCAGUCAUGUUACUGUACUGUUUACACUUUGUCAAAGCGGGAAUACCCUGGCAAAAGUUGAAAUAUCCGUACUAGGAGAACACUUCUCAAUAGAGUGACACAUUCCUCACCACACCUCCGGAGAGUUAAGUCUUUCGAUUGCCUGUCAAGAGUGAUUAGUUCUGCAUAUAAAUGUGCACCACUAUCAACAACGUAGCUACAAGUAAAAGGUAUUGUAGGAAACAAUAUUUAAGUUGAAAAUAAAAUUUCUUACCAUCUAUAUGCUUGCUAAGAGACUAAAUAAAUUUUCCUUAGGUUAAAUAAUUUUUUUAAACCACUGAGGCUAGUUUACAAUAAUGUGCCUGGCCCAAGGCUUUUCUCUCGCCAUAUUUCAUUACAGUUACUGUUUCACGUCAAUAUUGUUGAAAAGUUUAUGCAAUGUUCUCCAACAAGCUGAGAAAGAUGUGAGAAUGUUAGGUUUGGGUGUAGGAUGGCUAACCAAACCAGCUGGCUGGGCCUCCCUUGAAACACUAACACAGGGCAGUAUAAUGGAUAUGCAGUACCUGUCUUUGAAAGUGUGAUUUUACAUAAUGAGAUUUUGCAGCCAUUGUAAUAUUCAUUUAUGUGGAAAUUAAGUACGUAUGAAGUGAACAUAAUUUCAAUUCUUAGCACAUCCUACCAUGAGUGAUGAAUGUUCUUUACCACCCUUUACACCACCUCCCACCUAUGAAGAAGCAACAUCUGGGUUCCCUCCAACAUUGCCACCAGUCACAAACACUCCUGCACUAACUCCUCAGGAUAUUGCCUCACAGUCCUUGUACAAUGCUCAACCACAGAACAACAUUCCAGCCAUAAACACUCCUGUACCUGAGGAUAUUGUCACACAGUACUUGUACAAUGCUCAAGUACAGAACAACCCUCCAGUCACAAACACUCCUGCACUAACACCUGAGGAUAUCGCCACACAGGCCUUGUACAAUGCUCCACCACAGAGCAACCCUCCAGUCAGAAACACUCCUACACUAACUCCUCAGGAAAUUGCCACACAGGCCUUGUACAAUGCUCCACCACAGAGCAACCCUCCAGUCAGAAACACUCCUAUACAAUCACCUCAGGCUGUUGCCUCACAGGCCUUAUAUAAUUAUCAGCCACAAAACAACAUACCACUGUAUCCUCGCUAUGAUCCAUGUCCUACUGGAGCAGAGGUUCUCCGUAGACUUGAUGAAAUCUUGAUCUAUCCUUCCAAAGGAUUCAAGUAUAAGAUCAGGAAUGGCAAUAAAGUAACCCUUAUGACUGCUAAGGGUGAAUUUGAUGGUGAUUGCUGUAGCUCCUGUGAUUGUAGUAGCAAUAUGAAAUUUGUUCUGUACUCCUUGAACAAGAUUGCUACAGCUGAGGCACGAAUUGUGAUUGAUUCAAUUAACUGCUGUUCUUACAGUCCUCAGAUCUUUUCUACCAGUGGGACACAGGUGGGAGUAAUUGACAAUAGUCGCGGUGUCAAGAACAGACUGGUGGUGUCCAGAGACAUGCCUGUCCGUCACAAGAUACUUCUCCUCUUCUUUGCAAUCUUUUUGCAAAAGGAGGAUGAUAAUCGAAGAAGUUCAUAGAGCUGUAGAAGUCAUUCUUUCCUGCCUUCAGUUUACUAAAGAUCCAAUGACACAAGAAUUGGACUGCAAUGGUCAUAAUGUCAUUCAGAUACUCCCUUUUUGUUAGAUCUAAAAUUUACAUAAUGUGGGACAAGAACAAAGAGCAUUGUUCUUAACACACACACACACACACACACACACACCAGUAGCUCAGUGGUUAGAGUGCUGGCUUCACAAAACAGAGGACUGGGGUUCGAUUCCCCGGCCGGGUGGAGAUAUUUGGGUGUGUCUCCUU
Portunus trituberculatus (swimming crab) is the source of this 2580-nucleotide messenger RNA. Its product is annotated as proline-rich protein 36-like. NCBI's taxonomy places the organism in Eukaryota, Metazoa, Arthropoda, Malacostraca, Decapoda, Portunidae. The record is from RefSeq and is a predicted model, not a curated record. The coding region runs from base 1383 to 2306 and encodes 307 amino acids. The transcript has 5 exons.